Diospyros lotus (date-plum) is the source of this 895-nucleotide messenger RNA. RefSeq lists its product as uncharacterized. Lineage: Eukaryota; Viridiplantae; Streptophyta; Magnoliopsida; Ericales; Ebenaceae. The record is from RefSeq and is a predicted model, not a curated record. Bases 1 to 759 code for a protein of 252 amino acids. Gene Ontology annotation, molecular function: RNA binding. The transcript has 3 exons.
AUGGCCGCAAGCUCGAUCAAAGCAGGGGGCAAUAGCAUGGCUGGUGUGCAGGAGCUGGUCGAGGCGGACCAAGGUGAUCAAUGGCAUCGGCGGUUGCAACCAACAAUGGCUGAGACAAGUUGGAGGCGCAAGCUACAAGGGCGGCCAUGGCAGUUCAGCGAGCAGGGCCACGGCCAGCAGCACCGAUGCUGUGCGUGGGAGGCCGGAGGCGAUGUAGGAAGUCGGAGGCGACAGGGGGUGCUGGCCGGCGUGGCAGCGUGCGGCGAAGCUGGGCUAGGUAGCGACUGGGAUGGCUGGUUUGUGAGGCGUGGUUUCUCAGAAUGUUCUAUAGAAACCAUACCGGAGGAGAAGACGUCCCGUGGUUCCAAAAAUAGCGAAGCACUAAUUGACCAUAUUAUCAAGAAAGAAGGGAACUUGUUAGUUUUCGAUAAAUCAGAAAACCAAGCGGUGACAACGAUCAGCCUGCGGACGGGGAAUGCUUGGCUGUUGCUGAAGGUGAACGGGGUGUUGUACGUGAGGAAUCUUUCAUUCGAUAUUACCAGCGAGGACACCAGGGGCACUGCCUUCGUCGUCUACGAGGACAUCUACGACGCCAAGACCGCCGUCGACCACCUCUCCGGCUUUAACGUCGCCAAUCGCUACCUCAUCGUGCUCUACUACCAGCAUGCCAAGAUGAGCAAGAAGUUCGACCACAAGAAGAAGGAAGAUAAGAUCACAAGGUUGCAGAAGAAAUACGACCUGUCCACCAAAGACAAGUAAAAGAUCACCAUCACCAAGGCCAUUGUAAUUAGAGGAUGAACCAAUUGAGUUCUUUCUAGCUAUCUAGAGUUUCUUUUCUCUGUUAUGCGUUGGAUCACCAGCUGGUUGUGGAUAGGCUUUGAUGAAAGAGGAAAAA